AAAUUAAGGGAAAGAAAAAAUAGAACAGUUGUGAAAAUAAAGAAAAAACGAUAGAACGAAAUAAGUAAAAAGAAAUAAAAAAAAUAUAAAAAAAAUCUGAAGAUAAAAGUGACGAGUGGUUGUUGAAAUAUAUAACCUGGAGGCUAUCAAUCGAGGACUUAAGAUUGCAGAUAGAAAAUUGUUUUUUAAGUUGAUGCAGUCAAAGUGUAUAAUAGUCGAAGGUGUAAUCCGCUAUGAACGCCGGUGUUAAUAUUGAGAGAAAUUCCUGGCGGCUUCCACCCGAUGAGACCGUCCAGGUCUGUGAUUUAAAAUCAAAAUCAUCAGCCAAAGAUGAUCUAUAUGGCGACGGUGGUCACAACUGGAAGAGUAUAAUAUUUUCACUUCUAGUAAUUGGAUUAGUCAUUGCUGGAAUUGUAACAGCAAUUUACCUACUUGGGUAUGUCGAUGAGCUUUUAUAUUGGAAUGGUAGACGUCUUACACUUGAGGAGUGCCUUCGAAAUGAACUUUCACCUCCUCGACUACCACCAGCUUGGAUAUCUCAUGACAAAUUUAUUUACCAAGCUGACGACGGUUCAUUAGCUCUUCUUGAUGCAUCGAAUAACUCGGUUUCACUUCUAGUAUCCAAUCAUACACUUAGACAAUUAAAUGUUCAAGGCUUUGAGUGUAGUAUCAAUCUUCGUUAUGUACUUUUUAAGCAUGAUGUUAAACCAGUAUUUCGUCAUACUUUUACUGCUCUUUACACGGUCUAUGAUGUUACUAAUGAUCAUCAUACUCCACUUCGUCUUCAUUCAUCAUCACCAGUUCAACCAACUCGUUUACAGUAUGCGACUUGGAUGGGCAAUACAACAUCAUUAGUUAUGAUUUCUGAUAACAACAUAUUAUUAAGAUUGUCACCAACAGCACCGGAUGACAAAAGACUGACUAACACUGGAGUGCCUGGAGUUAUUUAUAAUGGUGUACCAGAUUGGCUUUAUCAAGAAGAAGUCUUACCAAAACCGGAAGUACUUUGGCCAAGUCCAGAUGGAAAAUAUCUUCUUUAUGCAAGUUUUAAUGACACCAAGGUGACAAGAUUAGAAUUUCCGUGGUUUGGAUCACAAACAGGCCAGAAUAGUGGCAGCUCAAGUCCCACUGGUGAACCACGAAAAAUAUCCUUUCCACCCUCAAAAUCUAUACAUUAUCCAACACCUGGUUCGUCAAAUCCUGAGGUUAGUCUUUGGCUUGUUGACCUCACAAACACAAGUGAUACAACUAACGAUUCAAUUGAAAUUGAUUAUCCACGUAAACAACUUAAGCCACCACCAAUAUUCGAUGACCAGGAAUAUUAUCUGAUCUCAGCAGGAUGGGUUGGGAAAGAUUCAAAUCAGAUUGGGGUUGUUUGGAUGACAAGAUCACAAAAUUUGUCAGUUGUAUCAGCAUGUCGUUCACCAAAAUGGGAAUGUGAGGAAACUCAUACAGAACGUGCACCAGAAGGACAAUGGCUUGAUGCCCAACCACAUCCUGUCUUUUCACCAAAUGGUGAUAGCUUUUUGCUAUUGGCUGCUGUACAAGAAGGUGGACAAGAACACUUUACUCAUAUUAAACAUGUUGAAUUAACUCAACAAAGAAUUGCUGUACUUUCUCAUGGAAGAUAUGAGGUCAGUGAAAUUUUGGCAUGGGACACAAGAGCAAGUUUAGUUUAUUAUCUAGGAAGUAGAGAACGUAAACCAGGACAAAAGCAUUUAUAUGUUGUGAGAGAUCCAACAACGGAUGAUCCACGUCGUCUUGAGCCACUUUGUAUAACUUGUGAUCUUGGUGAUGUACUUUGGAGCAGUCGAUUUUAUUAUACAAAUUGUACGCAUUUUGGUGCAUCAGUAAGCUCAUCAAGUGACAGUAGACAGGGUUAUUAUAUUCUUCAUUGUGAAGGUCCUGGAUUGCCUUUGGCAGGUGUACACUCAGUUAUAACACAUAAAAUGGUACGAGUACUAUAUGAUGCUAGAAUUCAACAGGGUGGUAGAUUAUCACAGCUUGCUUUACCAACGAGAAAAAGUUUUGAGGUACCAUUACCACAAGGCUGGCGUGCACAAGUACAAUUACAAUUACCACCAUCAUGGCGUGAAGAAUUACGUGAUGCAGCAUUUCCAGUACUUGUUGAAGUUAAUGGUCGUCCAGGAAGUGCUGCUGUUACUGAUAAAUUUAGUAUUGAUUGGGGUACAUAUAUGUCAAGUCACAAUGAUGUUAUUUAUAUUAGACUUGAUGUACGUGGUGCACGUGGUCAGGGUAAACGUGCAUUAUAUCAUCGUAUUGGUGGUGUUGAAGUACAAGAUCAAUUGACUGUAUUAAAAUAUUUACUUGAAUCAGAAUCAUUUAAAUAUUUAGAUAAUUCAAGAGUUGCUGUUUGGGGAUGGGGAUACGGUGGAUAUGUUACUUCCAUGGUAUUGGGAAGUCAACAAAAUGUAUUCAAAUGUGGUAUUGCUGUUAAUCCAAUUGCCGAUUGGUUAUACUACAAUUCAGCAUUUACGGAAAGAGUUUUAGGUGCACCAGUUGAAAAUUACAAGGGAUAUGUUGAAGCAGAUUUAACACAACGUGCAAGAUUAGUACCAAGUCAUAGUUUAUUUCUUAUUCAUGGUUUAGCUGACCUAACAGCGCCUUAUACACAUGGCAUUGCCUUUGCAAAAGCUCUGUCUGAUGCUGGUGUUAUCUUUAGAUAUCAAAGCUAUGCUGACGAAGAUCAUGCUUUGUCUGGUGUGAUUGAGCACACUUAUCGUUCCAUGGAGGACUUCUUUACUGAGUGCCUCUCUUUGGAUGUCUCAUAGUGCCUCAAUAAAAUUUUAUCGCUAAUCAUCACUGAUAAAACAAUUUUUGCUUACACACACAAAUUCAUUAAAAUUAGAUUAUCAUUUUAUUAAAUAAAAAAUGAAAAAUAUAAAAAAAAAAAGGAAAAAUCUAUACAUUAAUUGAAAAAAAAAUUGAGUAAAAUAGAUAGAUAAAUGAGUUUUUAAAAAUGCUAAAUAAUAAAAUACUCAAUAAUUUUAAUUUAUUUAUCAGUGAGAAUAAUAUUUAUUAUUUUAUUAUUUUUAAUUUAUGUAGAUUGCUCAAAUGACUGAUUUAAAAUCAUUGUGUGAAAGUUUAAAAAUUAAAUAUUAAUAUUGUUGAGUGAUUGUUGUGAUGAUAAUAUUUAUAAGUUUUACACGAUAAUAAAUUUAAAUAAUAAAAAAAAAAAAAAAAUGUUAUCAAAAAGAAUUUAAAUAAAAUUUAUCGAGUAAUUAAUUUGUGGUGAAAAAAAGAAAUCGAAUAACUGUAUUAUUAAAUGGCAAUAUGUUGAAAAUUGCGCAGUAUGUUAAUAUUGAUAUUAUAAUAAUUAUUAAUGUUGGAUAAAUAUUGAUAAUAAUUAAAAAAAAAAACUCGGGUAAAGUUCACGAAUUAUUGUGGUUAAUUGUUUUUAAUUAAAAAAUAUUUUAAGUAAAAAUCUGAGCUUUACUUUGUAGUUGAAAAGCCUAAUUAAAGGGUAAAAAAAAAAUGAAAGAAAAAAAAAUUAUUGAGCAUACAGCUAUUGGAAUUAUUUAAUGAACGUCAAUAAUUUUUUUUUUUUUUUGAUUCCUCAAAUAUAUUAAGAGGUAUAUAUGAUCGUUAUAUAAAUAUAUUGAAAGGUUGUCAAUAUCAUAUCUUUCGGUUAUUCUGAUGAAAUUAAAAGUUGUGUCAAAAUGCUUUUUUUGUUUUUUCAAAUACUGAUUGAUAAUUUUGAUUUAUAUUUUUGAAAUAUAAAUAUAAUAUAGCUAUUUUUUUGUUGAUAUUUAAAUGAAUUUAAUAUUUUGUAUUUAUAUAUUUAUUUUUAUUAUUUAUUAAAAUGUUAACAAGACACAGCUAAAUUUGAUAAUUAACAUAACUGAAUGAUGUGAUUUAUAAGAUACUUUUUCAUUACUUCCAAUCAAAACCCGUCCCCAGCGUUUAAUAUAAAUCAAUGUGACGCUUAGUUGUUCGUAGUAUAAUUUCUCACAAGCCGCAAAAAUAAUUUUAAAACAAGUGGAAAGAAAUAAAAAGGAAAUUAUUCAAUAGAAAUGAAUUUGGGCCUACAGAAAAGCUCUUCCAGAAAAAUUAAAUUUUUAUAAAUAACUUAUCUUCCAAAGUAUUCAUAACAAAAAGAAAAUAUGUAGAAAGUAAAUUUAUAUAUAUAUUAAUGCAUAAUAAAACUGAUAAAUAUAUGAAAUUAGAACAAGAUAUAUUAAUUUAAAAAAAUAACAGUGAUGAACGAGCUUCGAGGCUGAAACGCAAAUUACUUUUUUGUAAAAUUAAAUUCCAGCAGCUCGCGCAUUUCUUUAAGAAUAAAAUAAACGUAAUAAUAAUGGCUGUCUUAAAUAAUUAAUUAAAAAAAAGAAUUAUUGUAAAAUGAAAGUUGUCGUUAUAGAGGAUAUUUUUAUAAAUUCGGGUUUCCUCGAUUUUCUUAUGUAAAAAUUUUCAAACUUUCAUGUUAAAAAAAAAAUAAAUUAUUAUAAAAUUUGCGUCAAACAACAAUUGAUCUCUUUUUGGAUAAAUAAAUUCAAUGAAAACAAAAAAAAAAAUUAUAUACAAGGUAUAUAUUAAAAUAAAUAUUUAAUUGUUAAAUAAUUUUAAUUUGUUAAUUAAAUUUGCAGUUAUUUUGUUAUUAUUAAAAAACAAAUUUAAAAAAAAAUAAAAAAUUAUUUAUAUUUAUAAAAAUUGAGCUGUUUACAAUAUAAAAUUAAUUAAUAAAUAUUUUUCAGUCUGUUAUAUUGGAAAAUAAUUUCUUGUUAAAAUCAUAAAAAGAGAAUUUUUGAAUGUAAAAGAAAAAAUCAAAAAAAAAAAAAAUA
Molecule: messenger RNA, 4802 nt
Organism: Aphidius gifuensis
Lineage: Eukaryota; Metazoa; Arthropoda; Insecta; Hymenoptera; Braconidae
Product: inactive dipeptidyl peptidase 10
Exons: 13
Coding region: 234-2792 (852 amino acids)
Biological process (GO): proteolysis
Molecular function (GO): dipeptidyl-peptidase activity; serine-type peptidase activity
Source: RefSeq, a predicted model, not a curated record